GGGGGCCACGGCCUACCUACAAAGCCCAUGACUGCAAAUCUGCAAUUCUGCAAAUCAUUUUGGUUCGGAUUAGCUACGAAUGAAAUGAAAUCCACAAAACAAAAACAAUAUCCGUUGUCAUUAUAAUUUAUAAAGCAGUUCUUUCUCGACCCUCUCCUUUUUCGCAAUGUCAUCAAUACUGCUUCAAGCUCCCGUCCACUUCUCACCUCUCAACUCCAUACCCUCGGAUUUCCCCGCCAAACCCGCCUCCUCCAUCUCUCCGCCGUGUUUAAAGGUUGUCGCUUUUGAUCGAAAGAGGCUCAGAUUAGAACCCUGCAGGGGAACAAGGGGUUUUCUCGAACUGGGUACAUGCAAAGAUGGGAUUUUUGUGAAAGAUGGAAGAGGGAGAAAGAAUAGCGAUAGAGUGGUUCUGGUGAGGUUUAACCAAGGUUUCGGCGGCGGCGGCGGGGGAAGUGGUGGCGGCGGCGGAGAUAAUGGCGGCACUGCCAGGAUUCUGGGUAAUCUUGCUUUGGCUAUUGGGCUGACUUAUCUUUCAAUGACUGGCCAGUUUGGUCGCGUCUUCGAUGCUGUUGGCUGGGUUCUCGAUGCCGUGAUUUCUCUUUGGCUAAUUGCAGUGAUUCUACCAAUUGUGGGGGUUGGGGCUUUCCUAUGGUGGGCUGGAAGGGAUAUGCUUCAGAGCUCUUGCCCAACUUGUGGAAACGAGUUUCAGGUUUUCAAAUCAACACUGAAAGAUGAGCCGCAGAUGUGCCCCUUUUGCAGUCAACCAUUUUCAGUGGAAAAUGACAAGUUUGUGAGAGAUUCUGUUAAGUCCUCGAACGAAUCCACAUUCUUCGGAGAAGCCUUCAGCAACUUCUAUUCGGGUUCUGAUAAAGGAGGGAAGGAUUCAUCUUCCUCUGCAGUUGUUGACAUCGAAGCAGAAGUAAAAGACGCAGACUGA
Messenger RNA from Linum tenue, 937 nucleotides. The record is from the annotation of a GenBank genome assembly. NCBI's taxonomy places the organism in Eukaryota, Viridiplantae, Streptophyta, Magnoliopsida, Malpighiales, Linaceae.